This is a messenger RNA of Penicillium mononematosum, 768 nucleotides long. RefSeq lists its product as uncharacterized. The coding region runs from base 1 to 768 and encodes 255 amino acids. The transcript has 5 exons. Gene Ontology annotation, molecular function: S-adenosylmethionine-dependent methyltransferase activity. The record is from RefSeq and is a predicted model, not a curated record. NCBI's taxonomy places the organism in Eukaryota, Fungi, Ascomycota, Eurotiomycetes, Eurotiales, Aspergillaceae.
AUGACAACCCCCCAAGAACGACUUCAGUCUCCCGAGAAUCGGUCUCGCUUGAUCAGACACUUCGAACAAAGUUCGAUCGAGAACCACAAUGCAGCAUGGGACAGCCUUUGGGAGACUGAUAACAGCGACAUGUGGGACAGAGGGAAUCCCUCGCCUGCCUUAGUUGACCUCCUAGAGCAAAGGGAGGACAUCUUGAGCCCAAUUGCAGCUAACGGCCAGAGGAAGAAGAUCCUCGUACCUGGAUGCGGAAAAGGCUACGAUGUGGUCAUGCUCGCUCUGCAUGGAUUCGAUGCCGUUGGGCUCGAGAUCUCAGCCAAGGGAGUUUCUACUGCCGAGGAGUAUGCACAGAAAGAACUUCAAGCUCCACAAGCAUACAACUUCGGGUCUGCUUGGACAAACAAGUUUGAAAGAGGCUCUGUGUCUUUCAUUCAGGGUGAUUUCUUCCAGUCAGACUGCACGAAAGGGGAGAAGUUCGACGUAAUUUAUGACUACACUUUCCUUUGUGCUCUUCAUCCAAAUAUGCGUGCUCAGUGGGCCUCGCGCAUGGCUGAUCUAGUGUUUUUCGGGUGGCCUUCUGGCCCACCAUGGCCCUUGCAAGGCGUGCACUGGAAUUUGCUGGCUGAGAGUGGUGAUGGAAUUCUAUAUCCCCCUAAACAAGAGCAACAGGUGGGAACAGGUUCUUUCGAGAGGAAGUGGUAUAUCAAGCCCGAGAGGUCCUACGAGAGUGGACAAGGUACCGAUAUGUUGAGCAUCUACGCAAGGAAGUAA